Molecule: messenger RNA, 1528 nt
Organism: Cuscuta epithymum
Lineage: Eukaryota; Viridiplantae; Streptophyta; Magnoliopsida; Solanales; Convolvulaceae
Source: the annotation of a GenBank genome assembly
UAUUUGAUUGCAAUAAUGGUUCAAAAUUGUAGCAAAAUAUAUUGGUACCGAUUUAAAUAAUCUCCCUACUCACGAUAAAAAAAAAAAUCUCCCUACUCACGAUAAAAAAAAAAUCUCCCUACUCAUCAGCAUCCAAAAUUAGGGUUUUUGUGGUUCAGGAAUCCGGUGAUCGGAAAUGGAAGACACCGCAGCGACGGACGGCAAAACGACACAAGAGCUAGCAAUGGAGGGACAGAAACAUCUAGAAGAAACGAUCGAAGCCGCAUAUCAGAUUCUCUCUUCAAUGAACGACGAGCUUUGUAACCCUUCUUUAUGGUCUAUUACUUCUCCUAGCAACAGUACAAUUUCUCCAACUGCUUCUGCUAAUACCAAUGCCCUCUCACAGAACGGCGUGGGAAAUGGCGAUUCUGCCUCUGAAGGAUCCGUUUCAGGUGGUGUCGGUGCUGGUCUAGGUAAUGGAGCUCUGGAGGAAGCUCGAUUUCGGUAUAAAAAUUCCAUUGCUGCUCUUCGUGAGGUACUUGCUGCCAUUCCAAAUUCACAGGAGGUAAACAUCUAAUUCUCUGCUAUUGACGUUAAUAUAAACAUGUUGCUAAGUUAUAUACCUCUAUUUUUCUCCGCAAAUAGGCGAAAGCAUUUGAAUCCAGUACAGCAUCUCCAGUAGAUGAAUCUGGUGUUGAAGGAUUGGAAGAGAAAGCCUCGAAUCUAAAAAAGGAACUUGUCCAGAAGAAUGCAUACAUUAAGCUUCUCAUUGAUCAAUUACGAGGUCUUAUCUCCGUUUUAUCUACAUGGCAAAGUCCUUGCUCUGAGUGAAGUUAAUAUAUAGAUAUCAUGACAUCAAAGUUGAGAUGCCUCCUGAGGACAAACCUUGACAGGUGUUCCUGUCUUUGGGUUCUCUCGGAAUUUUUCUCAAUUUUUAGUAGAUCUUUACUUGAGCUCAAGAUGUAAGAAGACACUCAUUUUAAGAAAAGCAAUGGUUUUCAUGAGUGAAUUUGAGCAAGAAUUUGUACUCCAUAAUUGUUGAGCGAUCUGUAUGAAGAAUCAAGUUACGCCCAUUUGGUUUUCAAUAGCUUUCCAUAAGGUUGUUAGCAUGAACCAUGAUAUGAUCGAUUUGAAUGUUUGAAAGGUCAAUUAUCAAAUGGACAGUCAUUGGUUCUUGGCAAAAAACUUUGUUCCUCCUCAAUUCGGAAUUUUCGGAUAUGCUCCAGUCAACUGCUAAGAAGCAAUUCUACUUUGAGGGCCCCCGUUUGGUUUUGGGCUAGUUUGCCUUUGAAUCUUUUUUUUUUUGUACUGGAAGAUUUAUUUUCUGGAAAGAAAACUUUUAGGUACCACCCAUUGUAGUUCAAAUAAGAUACGUAGUACAUGGUAGUUGUUCAUAACCAUUGUAAGGAUAUUUUCACUUGGAUUAAGAUUUUAUAGUCUGGUUAAGUGUGGUAAAUGUCUGACAUAUGGUAAAUAUAGUUUGGUUCACUUAUGUAUGGCCUGGAUUACUCUGAGAGCCUGAUUGGGGACCUCAUUUUUCGGCUUAUCA